Suillus subaureus is the source of this 270-nucleotide messenger RNA. RefSeq lists its product as uncharacterized. The record is from RefSeq and is a predicted model, not a curated record. NCBI's taxonomy places the organism in Eukaryota, Fungi, Basidiomycota, Agaricomycetes, Boletales, Suillaceae. The coding region runs from base 1 to 270 and encodes 89 amino acids. The transcript is spliced from 2 exons.
AUGUCUGGUAUUGCCUGCUCCAUAGCAAAGAAGAAACAGAUGGCUUGUGCUGAGCAAGAAAAAGCUUAUGCAGAGGCAAUGAAGGAAUACCAUGAUGAGCAGAAGAAGCCUGAAAGCAAGAGGAAGAGCAGAAAGGCCAUUUGCAGAGAUGUUGCAGAGAAGCUUGAGGGAGGAUGGACCUGUGGUCAGUUCAACACAGAACAAAAUGCAUGGCUUUCACCUGAGGAGGAAGAGAGCAUUGUUGCAUACUGUAUUGAGCUUGGAAACUGA